AUGCUUCAAGUUUCACAACCUGCUCGUUAUCCUCCAGUUAACCUUAGGAUUAAUCAAAGAAUUCUAGAGAUGGCAAUGUCAGUCGAUGAUUUCAAAGAUAUCCUAACUGCAGAAGUUUAUGUUGACCUUGAUAAAUUACGGGAAUCAGCUCGACAUGGUGUUCCUAUGGUAGUUCGAGUAAGUCCUGCAGAUAAAUCACAGGAAUUAACCAGUCUCAAAGCCAAAUAUGAUGAAUACCUUACCCUUGAAAAAGAGAACACAGACAUAAUAAAACGUGUUCGAGGUGAAGUAGGCCGUUAUCAACGUAAUAAAAUUAAAAACAUAAUUCAAGACAUCAAUGGAACCAAAGAUCAUACAAACGUCUUUGAAAAUGUGAUUGGUGCUUAUAUGAAUAAUAAUAAUCGUGAUGCUGAUUAUAAUCCGGCCUUUGUUCAUCUUUGCGGUCCGUUCGUUUAUUGUAUAAAAAAUGAGGCCGAAGUUUAUUAUUGUUUCACUAGACUUAUGGCUAUUUUAGAAGAAGAAGUUGAUAUUAAUGAAUGGGCAUCGUCUUGGUUACAAUUUUUAUUUGCUAAAGAACUUCAAUUUGAGAGUUUAAUGCGGCUCUGGGAUACAUAUUUUUCUAUCUCCGACCCAAUUGAAUUUCAUCCUUACGUUUGUUUAGCUGUGCUGAAGCAUGCAAGGGAAAACCUUGAGGAAUUAGAACAAUCAGAAAUCAGAACCUUACUCUUAAGGUUACCUUCAAUGGAUAUGGAACAAAUCAUUAAUCAAGCUUUUAAUCUCAGACAUGAAAUAUUGGAAAGACAAAUUUCUGAUUCUUUUUAA
This is a messenger RNA of Diversispora eburnea, 822 nucleotides long. NCBI's taxonomy places the organism in Eukaryota, Fungi, Glomeromycota, Glomeromycetes, Diversisporales, Diversisporaceae. The record is from the annotation of a GenBank genome assembly.